GUCAGACUGAACACGCAAUAGUUUAAGAUUGCUGCACUUUUUAACUAAUGUCAGACAGGAAAGGGAAGGUCCACGCUCAGCGGCUCCAUUGUUCGUGCGUGGGUGCGGUCUAGCAGGGCAGGGCAAGGUGCGCGUUCCGACCUGAGCCGACGCACCGCACCGCACCGCACCGCACACACUCCGCAGCGCGCGGGCUUCCCGGACGCACGCACGCACGGACAGACCAUGGCGAGCAGAGAUCCGCUGAAGACCGUCUUGUCCUUCGGCUCCGUGGACGACACGUCGCUGGCGCUGCCGUCCGUCAACCAGCUGAGCGGCGGGCAGCAGCGCGUCAAGGAGCAAGUGCAGAGCGUGAGGAGGACCAAGUCCAGACACCUGAGCAGCAGGAGCGGAUCCGCGUCCUUAUCCCCGACAAGCCCUUCGUACGAGUCGGUGUUUGGGGAAACGUUGAGGUCACAGUCCGGAGCAUCUAAUGGAAGCAUCUUCUUUGGGAACGGCUUCUCGAAAGCUCUGAACCUGGAGAGGAGCGCCAACCGGCAAAUAGGCAACAAAUACAUGGGCUCCAGGGUGCAGAGCAACACGACGGCCUCCGCCUUGCACUACAGGAGGAGCUACGCCCCCGCCGUCUCCACGGCAACCGUUCGCAGGAACACCAGCCGCAGCGAGCCCGACCUGGCGUGGCCGCGGCCCAGCGUGAAGCGCGCCGUGCCGCCGCAGAGGUUCCCCCCCAACAUGGGCACCUACAGGCCAGAGCGGACCGCCGUUCAGAUGGUGAACAGCUGGCCGCAGCUGCAGCCCGUGCAGGUUGUGCAGACGGUCAACGGCGCGAGUCAGAACGCAUCGAGCAAAGAGUUCACAUCCUAUCGGUACGCGACCAACCGCACCGAGACCUUAAAAAGCCCCGUAGCCAUUACAGUCACCGAUGGAGCACCCAAGAGCAAAGCAGAUCCAGGGUCCAACGGAGUGAGUAAAGCUGCAGAUAUGACGAUGAAGGAGGCUGUGGAGUGUCUGUCCCAAAGCCAGGAGACGUAUCAGAGCUGCGGCGCUUCCUACAUCCAGCACAACGCUUUCAUUGACGACAAAGCCAGGGAGGAGGUGGUGAAACUCAACGGGGUCCCUCUCCUGGUGAACCUGCUGCGAAGCCCCAGCUCGCAGGUCGGGCAGACGGCCUCGGCGGCUCUCUGGAACCUCACCUUCCAAAGCGACAAGGUCAAAGAGGCCGUGCAUCAGUGCAACGGCAUCACGGAGGCCGCCGCUUUGCUCAGAGACACAGACUCUGUGGAGACGCAGAAACAGCUGACGGGUCUGCUGUGGAACUUGUCCUCUGCGGAGAACCUGAAGCCGGACCUGCUGAAGAGCGCUCUGCCCGUCCUAAUGGAGCGCGUCAUCCAACCUUUCACCACGGGUUCUGAGCAGACCAGCGGCGUCGGCCGAGACCCCGACGCCUUCUUUCACGCUACGGGCUGUUUGAGAAACCUCAGCAGCGCGAAGCAGAGCACCAGACAGGCCAUGAGGAAGUGCCGCGGCCUUGUCGACUCGUUGGUUCGUUACAUAGGAGACUGUGUGGAGGACGGAAAACCCGACGAUAAGUCCGUAGAAAACUGCAUGUGCGUGCUGCACAACCUGACGUUCCAGCUGGAGGUGGAGGCGCCGGCUCUGUUCAGCAGGAUCACGGCUUUGGCGAAGCACGUCAACAGGAGCAGCAGCCAGGUCGACCCUGGCCCCAUCAGCUGCUUCAGUCAACAGAACAAACCGGCCAACCCCGAGUGUCACUUUGACUUCCCGGUGGUUGAGGACCCGCAGCCCAGUGGAGCCGGAUGGCUGAUCCACUCCAAAACCCUGCAGAGCUACUUGUCCUUGCUCAGCUCCAGCCAGAAGGAGGACACGCAGGAGGCGUGCUGUGGGGCCAUGCAGAACCUCACCACCCACGACAGCAUCGUCUCCACUGUCAUGAGUCAGACCAUUGUGCAGAAACUGAAUGGCUUGUCGCACAUCACUCCCCUCAUAACGUCAAACAAAAUCAACCUGCAGAAGAGCAUAGUGGCUUUGAUAGGAAACCUCAGCAAGAACCGGAACCUUAACAACACCAUCGCUCGUAAAGCUCUGCCAGGGCUGCUGGGUCUCCUCAGCAAAGGCACUGAGGGAGGGAAUGGCUCCGAUGACACCCUGGCCAUGGCCUGCCUCACUGCCAACUCCCUGCUCAUGAAGGAACCGGAGAUGGGCAAGCACCUGCUGAACGACAGGCUGAUAAACUCGCUCAGGGACCUCAGCGUUAAUAACUAUCUUCCCAAAGCCAGCAAAGCUGCAGGCAUGCUGCUCUACAACCUGUGGUCAGAGAAGGACCUGCAGAGCGUUCUCAGGAAGCAAGGGCUGAGCAAGGCCUCGUUCGUCAACGACGUCACCACGGCGGCCAACAGGUCGUUCCACGUGGUCCAGUGACCCGGCGGGAGGUCACGUGGCUCCAACAAGCUCCCCACGCGGACGGGCCGAGGCCCGGCAGCGCCCCUGCUCCUCUCGUAGCCUGUACAGUGCAAAUGCUGUACAUCCUGUACAGUAAGUACCUUCACAUUACGGAGCAAUGAGUGUGUUGGCGUUUUGUUGUUGUUAUUGUUGCCUUCGUGACACUGGAUUUAGAUGUACAUUUUACACAUGUACCCACAUUUUGGAAUCUGGUAGAGAUUGCUUUGUUGGAAAAAAAAGACUCUUUUUGCACUGAAUUUGCAAGUUUAAUAAUUAAUUUAAUUGUCUUUGUUUAACAAUUAUGUAAAAGGCCAAUAGUAAAUGUCUGUAUGUUCUGGUGUUAGAGUUCAUAAGUUUUUAUGUGUAGCAGGGUUUUUCAGGUAUGUGUGUGAUUCUGAAAUGGUGUAAUUGUAUGUGUCAAUAAAGGUGUCAGAACUA
Molecule: messenger RNA, 2898 nt
Organism: Betta splendens (Siamese fighting fish)
Lineage: Eukaryota; Metazoa; Chordata; Actinopteri; Anabantiformes; Osphronemidae
Product: plakophilin-1-like
Exons: 15
Coding region: 226-2439 (737 amino acids)
Biological process (GO): cell-cell junction assembly; cell-cell adhesion; intermediate filament bundle assembly
Cellular component (GO): adherens junction; nucleus; cytoplasm
Molecular function (GO): cadherin binding
Source: RefSeq, a predicted model, not a curated record